Sarcophilus harrisii (Tasmanian devil) is the source of this 1530-nucleotide messenger RNA. RefSeq names its product lectin, mannose binding 2 (gene LMAN2). Lineage: Eukaryota; Metazoa; Chordata; Mammalia; Dasyuromorphia; Dasyuridae. Gene Ontology annotation, cellular component: endoplasmic reticulum membrane; COPII-coated ER to Golgi transport vesicle; endoplasmic reticulum-Golgi intermediate compartment. The coding region runs from base 246 to 1340 and encodes 364 amino acids. The transcript has 8 exons. The record is from RefSeq and is a predicted model, not a curated record. Gene Ontology annotation, biological process: endoplasmic reticulum organization; Golgi organization; endoplasmic reticulum to Golgi vesicle-mediated transport. Gene Ontology annotation, molecular function: D-mannose binding.
GUUGAGGUUCCUCCCCAUCCUCUCAAGAUGCCGGGGAGGACGGAUUUCCCUUUCUUCUUUGGGAGAGGAAAGAAACUAGAACUAUCAGAGAAGUUCAGCGGGUUAGGUUGUUAGCGUGUAGCUGCGGAGCCCGUUUAUUCUGUUUUCCAGGAGCAUCUCUUCUUUUGUUUCCUGCCGGAAGUUAUUGAAGAAUGCUCCCGGAAGGCGGAAGUAAAGCUAACGGAAGUUAGUAAGAGGCGAGGAGGAUGGCGGCUGGGGCUGCAGCCAAGCUCGGGACAGUUUGGGGCUGGUUCUGGGAAUGCUGUAGCUCGCGAAUGGGGGAAAGCCAGAGCCCCUUUCCUCCAGUUCUCCUGUUGCUGCUGCUCUUGUUGGUCGCACUCGCUCCCCAGCCCGCGGCUUCCGACAUCACCAACGGCAACAAUGAGCACCUAAAGCGCGAGCACUCGCUGAUUAAACCCUACCAGGGGGUUGGCUCGAGCUCCAUGCCCCUCUGGGAUUUCCAAGGCAGCACCAUGCUCACCAGCCAGUACAUCCGCCUGACCCCCGAUGAGCCCAGCAAAGAAGGUUCUAUCUGGAACCACCAGCCCUGCUUCCUCAAGGAUUGGGAGAUGCACGUCCAUUUCAAAGUCCAUGGCCUUGGGAAGAAGAGCCUCCAUGGAGAUGGCUUUGCUCUGUGGUACACCAGGGACCGUCUUAUGCCAGGUCCUGUGUUUGGAAGCAAGGACAACUUCCAUGGAUUGGCCAUCUUCCUGGACACAUAUCCCAAUGAUGAAGCUACUGAGCGUGUAUUUCCCUAUAUAUCAGUGAUGGUGAACAAUGGCUCCCUGACGUACGAUCAUAGCAAGGAUGGCAGAUGGACAGAACUGGCAGGCUGCACAGCUGACUUCCGCAACCAAAAUCAUGAUACCUUCCUGGCUGUGCGCUACUCUCGAGGUCGCCUGACGGUGAUGACAGAUGUAGAAGAUAAGAACGAGUGGAAGAACUGUAUCGACAUUUCUGGGGUGCAGUUACCCACUGGCUACUACUUUGGGGCCUCAGCUGGCACGGGUGACCUGUCUGACAAUCAUGAUAUCAUCUCAAUGAAAUUAUUCCAGUUGAUGGUGGAGCACACUCCUGAAGAGGAUAACAUUGACUGGACCAAGAUUGAGCCCAGUGUCAGCUUUCUCAAGUCUCCCAAAGACAAUGUGGACGACCCCACAGGGAACUUCCGCAGUGGCCCUCUGACAGGUUGGAAGGUGUUUCUGCUGCUGCUCUGUGCCCUCUUGGGCAUCAUCGUAUGCGCUGUGGUGGGAGCUGUGGUGUUUCAGAAGCGACAGGAGAGGAACAAGCGUUUCUACUGAUUUGGUGUGGGGAAAGAGGAUUGGGUGAGGGAGAAGGGAAGCCUGCCCCAAGGGUUCAGGCAGUAAUGUGAACUUUUCUACUUGGGGAUUGUACCAAAAAACCCCAACAACCUUAUUUCUUAACCUCUUUGAAAGAAAUAAUUUUAAAGUAUUUUCGUACAUUUUGUUUCUAGCCCAACUUGGGGCAAAU